This is a messenger RNA of Pyricularia oryzae 70-15, 2311 nucleotides long. RefSeq lists its product as uncharacterized. Lineage: Eukaryota; Fungi; Ascomycota; Sordariomycetes; Magnaporthales; Pyriculariaceae. Bases 1 to 2214 code for a protein of 737 amino acids. The record is from RefSeq and is a predicted model, not a curated record. The transcript is spliced from 5 exons.
AUGGACAAACACGCUGCUUUUGUAGGGCGCAGAUCCAAACGAGCCCAUUCAUUCCCUUCCGAAGGCAAAGAUGACGAGCACAAGACGCGAUCAAAGUCACCUCGAAAGCCCCAUCGGCCGCUCGUGGCCUUCGCUGCCAAGGUGCUCCCUCUGACACCACUUGUUGACAAGCGAGACCGCUCAUCGCCCAGUGGCGUCGAAGACCCCAGCAGUAGCCCAAUCCUACUUCAUCCCCCUAUGAUCCCACAUGCGGAGUACGAGCACUUGGCCUUCGGCCCUCCACCUAAAACCCAGUCUUUUGACUCCACAGCCUCCCAGGCCUCAUUUGAUACCCAGACCAGCGAAAUUCUCGACCCGUGGGACGCACCGGCCUACGACCCUCGCAUCGGAACAGACCUCGAUUCUUGGGACAACCCACAGCUGCAUAAGAUUCUUGACACACUUCAAGUCGCCAUGAUGAACCGUUGCCAUGACGCACACGCCACCUUCCCGCGUGAGCUCAAUGGUCUUGUCUCCCAGCUGAUAGAGGCCUUUCCUGUCAUGAAUCGCAAGGUCUCCGUCGCCAACUGGAAAGUACAUCAGGUUACGGCCGCCCGGGAACGAGAUCUUGGAAAGUUUCGAGAACUUUCUCGCGAAUGGAUUGGUCGUGAACGGGACUACAAAGCAGAGAUCAAAAGACUAGAAAAGCUGCUCGCCAAGGAGAGUAGCAAGGGAAUGGAGGCUGUCUCACUGGCGAGAAGUCGCUCCGUUGUCAACCGCAGUGAUACCAUGCGUUUCGUACGGAGUCUAGAUCAGGUGGAAGAAGAAGUUAGGACAAGUAUUGAUGAUUUCGAUGCGCGAGCAGAGAAGAGUGGUGAAGUACGGGACUCGGCUACUUUCAAGGAAAACCCUGCUUCAGAGCUAUUAUCCUUUGAUCAACAUGCGCCAUUCCACUCUCUUAGGCUAGAACCACCACGAGUAGCAUUCGACAAUAACCAUGACAGGGAGAUCACAAAGAAAAUGGAGCAAGCGAGAAAUGACAAGAAGAACCGUGAAGUCAUACUUCCGAAUCAUCCAGGGCGCCCUCAAGACAAGGGAGUGCGUCUGUUUUCGGCCCAUCUCUGGCAGACCAGAAACCAGAGAAAAAGCGAGCGACAAAAGAGAAUAGCGUCAUUAAAGCGGCUCGAUACAUCCAAGCGACUACCAGCGCAGCCAUCUAACACCGGUAUCAAUAGCACGGAGCGAGCUACUAAAGUCACGAACAAGGUUGAAGAUGGUGGGUUUGGAGGAGACUCGGCCCAAGACACUUUCCAGAAUCUGAGGACAAACUUGGCACCGCAUGGGAACGAGACCCAAGGUAGCCUGGCUUGUGAGAACGGCGAACUUAACUACAGCGACACUUCGGACUUGGGACGGCGGUUUGGCCCCGUCGAUUCGGCCUCUUCAUCUAGUGGAGACUCGGACUUGGAUGCCGGCGCCCAAUGUAGUUCCGCCAACAUGUACUCUGUGCUUCCUGGGCGCAGUGACACCGUCACCCAAGCAAACUACAACGCCAGAAUCCACCCGGAUUGCUCCUACCAUCAAAGCUGGCGACCGCUUAGCCACAUACUGCAGAUAGACCAGAUUUCCGGACAAAGGCGGUUCUCAUUUGAACUAGGUGAAGACUCGAUUGAUCUCAGUCCCAUACUGGCGCCGAACGAGUACACAGGCUAUCCCUUUCCCAACAUGAAGAGCAAUGCUGACGCAGACACACCAACCGCCACAUUCAAUAUGGCUCCCUCGUCGAAGUUGAAUGCAGCUACUCUCUCACAUGCUUCUGGUAUUCUGGAAAUGUCUUCACAAGAGCUUGGUAGAGUAUGCGCCGAUGAACUCACCGAUUUUGAAAAUCAAAUGGGUGUCACCCCGAUAACCGGGCUCUUUACACUUGCCCCAACCAUCCAUGUGCAGGACUCUGUCAUCAGCUCGGAGCACCUCUCUGGUGCUGAGAGCUCUAACUGCAACUCGGCAGCCAGAAACACAAGCAAUGAUAACAAGACAGCUAGAACUCCACCCUGCAUCAAAGGGCCUGGUGAAUAUUUGGUCACUCCCCAGGGCAAAAAUCUCAUCAACAGAGAUGCCAUAGCUGCAGCUGUUGCUGCCUCGUCUAAGGCUUCCUCAAGCAGUGGGAAUUCCAUUUCUGAAGUGCAGGCUACCAAGGCCAGUUACCGCCCUUCUACCUUCCGUAGUGACGUCUAACACGCAGGCAGCGACCGGUCAGGAAACCGGUCAGGGACCACCUUGCGCCCAAACAGUAGCGGUAGCUGCGGCGUGGAGAGCGGGUACCAGUUCGAGC